GAACUUGAGUCUCCAGACACUCGCUGCUCCUCACACUCACUGCCGGCCUCCUCCCCUCGGAAGCACCCCAGGAUCUCAGCCCAGGCAGGGUGCACGAGCCAGCCCACCUGCCCUCCCUGCCCAGACGCGCACCGCCCCAGCUCGGUCCCAGGUUCUGCUUUCCUCGGCCUUCGUCCCCCAAGCCAGCCCUUGCGCUAGCCAGGCCGGGUGGGCAUCAAGAUGAAGGCGGCCCGCUUCGUGAUGCGCAGCGCCGGCUCGCUGAGCAGCGCAGGCCUGGUGCCCCGCGAGGUGGAGCAUUUUUCACGCUACAGCCCGUCCCCGCUGUCCAUAAAGCAGCUCCUGGACUUUGGUUCAGAAAAUGCAUGUGAAAGAACUUCUUUUGCAUUUUUGAGGCAAGAAUUGCCUGUGAGGCUAGCCAAUAUCCUGAAGGAAAUUGAUAUCCUCCCUGAUCAAUUAGUCAAUACCUCUUCAGUGCAAUUAGUUAAAAGCUGGUAUAUCCAGAGCCUGAUGGAUUUGGUGGAAUUCCACGAGAGAAGCCCAGAGGACCAGAAAGCAUUAUCAGAGGAUGUAAGUGAAGGAAACUUACUUGAAUUUUCAGUAACUGUAAAUGUGUUUUGGCUUAGUUUUGUAGAUACUCUCAUCAAAGUUCGAAAUAGACACCACAGUGUAGUUCCGACCAUGGCACAAGGAAUCAUAGAAUAUAAAGAUGGCUGUACAGUUGACCCAGUCACCAAUCAAAAUCUUCAGUAUUUCUUGGAUCGAUUUUACAUGAACCGUAUUUCUACCCGGAUGCUGAUGAACCAGCAUAUUCUUAUAUUUAGUGACUCACAGACAGGAAACCCAACUCACAUUGGAAGCAUUGAUCCAAACUGCGAUGUGGCAGCCGUGGUCCAAGAUGCCUUUGAGUGUUCAAAGAUGCUUUGUGACCAGUAUUAUUUAACAUCUCCAGAAUUAAAGCUCACACAAGUAAAUGGAAAAUCUCCAGGCCAACCAAUUCACAUUGUUUAUGUACCUUCUCACCUUCAUCAUAUGCUCUUUGAACUAUUCAAGAAUGCAAUGAGGGCAACCGUGGAACACCAGGAAAACUGGCCUUCCCUUACACCAAUUGAAGUGAUUGUUGUCUUGGGAAAAGAAGAUCUGACAAUCAAGAUUUCAGACAGAGGAGGUGGCGUUCCCCUGAGGAUCAUUGACCGUCUCUUUAGUUACACGUACUCUACCGCACCGACCCCCGUGAUGGAUAAUUCCCGCAAUGCUCCUCUGGCUGGUUUUGGUUAUGGCUUGCCAAUUUCUCGUCUCUAUGCCAAGUACUUUCAAGGAGAUCUGAAUCUCUACUCUAUGUCGGGAUAUGGAACCGACGCCAUCAUCUACUUAAAGGCUUUAUCUUCAGAAUCUGUAGAAAAACUCCCAGUCUUUAACAAAUCAGCCUUCAAACACUAUCAGAUGAGCAUCGAGGCUGACGACUGGUGUAUUCCAAGCAAGGAACCAAAGAACUUGGCAAAGGAGAAAGUGGCUCUGUGAAGAGAGUCGCUUGGGACACUUUACGGGAUCAAAGUGGGUCUGCGCCAGUGCUGCUUCCUGAAUGCUUGCGUGUGAGCUCUUGUUUCCUCAGAAACAAAAGCACAAAAACCUGCUGAUCAGAACAGUGGUGCAAAGAGAACGAAGCCUGUUUCUCAGACCCAGGAUGUAGGCGUUAUUCUUUCAACCUGGCCCGAUGUACGAGCUUAUAUCAAAUCCUGAAGCAAGAAAGGCCUGUUUGCCCUGUCUUUGUCAACAAGGAUGGGAAUGCGAGUGAAGUGGAGAUAGAAGCUGGCACUUGCAGUAGACUGCUAUUUUAGGGCUGCUGUUGAUGGCGUAAGAUAUUGGUAUUUAUUGCAUAUCAGAAGUCACUAUGCCAAUAUUUCCCUGCCAUCAAAGGGUUGGGGCUUAGUUUACACUACGUCAUUAGAAAUGUAUAUAACGGUACAUUUCCUGCGUUUCUAUGUUCUCUGGGGAGGAAAAGCUGGUGACUGAAUAACAUUUACUUUGUAUGUUAUUUGAAUGAAGAAGAAUGAGUCGAAACAUUUUAUUUAAAGUUGUAGCCAAGGCAUCCGGCCAGUGUAGAAACUCAGAAGAAAGCCUCUUCUGAUAAAUACUGUGUCUUCAUUAGGCUGCUCUCCUGUUCACACUUCAUGUCAUAAGUGAACACUUAUUGCCAGGUGCCUGCCUAGUCUUGGGUGAGUUUUAAAAUAGGCACUGAAUUCAGGAUGUUGGUGGUUGGAGGGGGAGAAGAAUUGCCAAAGUGAUAACAAAAUUAUCUCUCGCCUUGCUUUGUUUAUAAAUGAGACGGUGGGUUGGAAAAACCAAUGUUAGGGAAAGAAAUCAUGCAUUCAGGACCUAACUCAGUAGGAGGGUCUGUUCUCUCCCCUGCAAUGGUGGUAAUCCAAUGAUGGCAUCCCCUUUCUAGGCUUAAAGAGGUAUAUUUUUGAUAUGUGUAAUUAUAUUCUUUACACUCCUGCAUUAACAUAUCUAUAUAAACAAUUCCUAAAUAUCAAAUGGCUCAAGAACAUUAGAAUUUAAAUACUUCUUGGGACAGUUUUAACAAAUAGCCUGAGAGUAAGAGGUUUUCAUGCCAGGAGGCUUUCAUUUGGAUCAUUGAGACUGAGGACUGAUAAACGGAAGUUGUAAUGCAUAUGGAACUUUUGGGGACUUCAAGUAUAAUAGGCAGGUGGACAGGCCUGUCUAGCACAUAAUUCUCACAGAAUGAAGGACGGGAGGAAGGAAGGAAGGAAGGAAGCGGGGAUGGAAGGAAACAGAGGGCAGGCAUCUUGCUUUUUCG
Molecule: messenger RNA, 2815 nt
Organism: Enhydra lutris kenyoni (northern sea otter)
Lineage: Eukaryota; Metazoa; Chordata; Mammalia; Carnivora; Mustelidae
Product: pyruvate dehydrogenase kinase 4
Exons: 11
Coding region: 220-1518 (432 amino acids)
Biological process (GO): regulation of glucose metabolic process; protein phosphorylation
Cellular component (GO): mitochondrion
Molecular function (GO): pyruvate dehydrogenase (acetyl-transferring) kinase activity
Source: RefSeq, a predicted model, not a curated record